AUGGGGUUUUGGAACCAACUCUACCUAUUACUAUGGAAAAAUUUCACUCUUCACAAGAGACAAAAGGUCCGCCUCGUUUUAGAAGUGGUAUGGCCUUUAUCUCUUUUUCUAAUUUUGAUGUGGGUUAGGAGUAAAGGAUUAAAAUUUGCUGCUCACCAAUGUUAUUUCGAUGAAAAAGCCAUGCCUUCUGCUGGUAUUUUGCCAUUUCUUCAAAAUUCUAUUUGUACAUUUAAUAACACUUGUUAUCCAACUUUAAACACAGAAGAUGCUAGAGAUAGAUUAAUAGGAAUUAAUUCAUCUAUAUUGUUAAAUUUUCUUCAAGAAAUUGAAGAUAUCACAAGUAAGCAUUUAACUGGGGAAACCAGGUUGAUGUUGGACCAAGGAUUAAAAGAUUUUGAAUCUAUUAAUCUGGCUGUAAAGAAAUUAACAGACCCUAAAGUUCCUAUUCAAGGUGUUAUAAACUUAGGUAAUUUAAUCACUGAAAAGCAUGCAUUCAGGAAAGCUCUCCGGUCACAAAAUGUGAAGAUCUCAAGAAAAGCAUUUGAUAUCUUAUUUUCUUCUAGUAUAAGGUUUCAAGGAAUUCAAAAGAUUUUUGAUCGGGGCCGGAAAAGUGUUGUUGAAUACCUCUGUUCAGCAAAUGGUUUAGAACACCUUUUAAAUGUCACUCUAUCAGAACAAGAUAUUUUAUUCAAAGAAUUAUGUGGAUUAUCUCCAUCUGCAGCCAGAAAGUUUUCUAUUCAACUUGCAAAGCAUUUAAAUUAUGAUGAGUUGCUCAAACAGCUAUCCAUUGUUAGUGCCAAAAACACUGGCUCUCCUCUACAUAUAAAAGAAUGGCAGCAUAUCACGAGUGCUUCUGUAAAUUUGUUUGAUGAACUUAAAGACAUGAACAAUCUUUAUUACAUAAUAAUGAACUUCAACUCAACGUGGCAAAGAAUUAUGGACGUGUUUGAUUCUGAUAAUGAAAACAAAACCUCUCAGUUAAUUCAGCUAUUUACAUGUGGGCGCAACAUGUCUUCUUUAUUUGAUCAUGACCGCCAAGGACCAGCUCGUCAUUUUGAAGAACUGAGGCAACAGAUGAAGAAUGAACGUGAAGUGUUUGUCAAAAAUGAUGACUUUAAAUAUGUGUAUGACAAUACUACCACUGCCAAAUGUAACAACUUAUUUCGCACUUUGGAACAAAAUCAAUUGACUCGCAUGCUGUGGAACCAAAUGAAGCCAUUUGUCAGAGGAAAAAUAAUAUACUCUCCUAACAGCACUGCUGCAAAUAAGAUCAUGCAAAGUGUUAAUAAGACAUUUUCUCCCCUUGUGGAUGCUGUAGAGCUUAGUAACAAAUGGCUAGACGAGUGGUCUGUUCAAGUAGCUGACAUUUUAUCAAACAGUUCCAAUCAUUCCAAAUAUUUUGAGGAAAUUUUAAAACCAGAGAACUUCCCUUUUCAAGACAUUCUUGCUGAAUUCCUUUCAAAUGUUACAAUGGCUAAUGAUGGAAAUGAAACACUACUCACAUUUUUGGAAAAUGUGAACAAUUUUAUGCAGGUGGUGUUGACAAAUUCAAGCUCUUGGUUAGACAAAGUUAAUCAAGUUGUAGAAGAAGUUAGGGAUUAUUUAAUGUGCUUUGAAAUGAAUCGUUUUGUUGCCUAUGACACUGAAACAGAAAUAGAACGCAAUGGCAUGGAUUUGAUCCAAGAAAAUAAGUUAUGGGCUGGAGUGGUUUUCACAAACCUGGAGAAGCGUGAUAUUUUGCCUCAUUACAUACAGUACAAGAUUCGCAUGGCUGCUAGUAAAGUUGACAGUACGAAAAGAGUUGAAGAUAGAUACCAUACACCUGGUCCCCGAAGAAGACCUGGUAUUGAUAUGAAAUACAUCACCUAUGGAUUUGCAUAUCUGCAGGAUAUGAUUGAACAUGCCAUAAUAAAAGAGCAAACUGGUCGUACAAGUGAUACUGGAAUUUAUUUGCAACAAUUUCCAUACCCAUGCUACAUAUUUGAUCAGUUCAUUAUGGCAUUAUCAAGAACCUUUCCGCUUUUCAUGGUAUUGUCCUGGGUGUAUACAAGCUCUAUGAUAAUUAAAUCCAUUGUGUAUGAAAAAGAACGUCGGCUAAAGGAAGUCAUGAGAGUUAUGGGAUUGAACAGCGGUGUCUUAUGGUUAGCAUGGUUUAUUAAGUCACUUCUCAGCAUGAUGGCUAGCUGCUUUUUGUUGAUGUUAAUUCUUGUAUAUGGCAAUGUAAUGGAGAAUAGUGAUCCUGGUGUGAUUUUUGUGUUCCUUGUCUGCUACAGUGUUUCAACUAUCAUGUUGUCUUUUCUGUUCAGCACUUUGUUUUCUCGAGCCAAUCUUGCUGCUGCAGCUGGUGGGAUGCUCUUUUUUAUUAUUUAUGUACCAUAUCCAUUUCUAGUCUUGUGGGAAGAUCGAAUGUCAUUGUUAAAAAAAGCCAGUGCUAGUUUAUCUUCAAAUGUUGCCUUUGGCUUUGGAUGCUCAUACAUUAGUCACUAUGAAGAGGAGGGAGUUGGAGCUCAAUGGUCAAAUAUAGGCACUAGUCCUAUCCCCGGUGAUCAGUACAGUAUGCUAAGUGUAAUGAUUAUGCUCCUGUUUGAUGGCCUGAUUUAUGGAAUACUGACUUGGUACAUAGAAGCAGUAUGGCCAGGUCAAUAUGGUGUACCUAAACCAUGGUAUUUUCUGUUUACAAAAUCAUACUGGUGCAAUAAAGCAGAGAAAUCUUGUUUAUAUGAAGACAUUGAAGCAGCUUUUAACCACAAUAAAGUGAGAGAUUUUGAAAAUGAGCCAAAAGAUCUGAAGUUAGGAGUAUCUAUUCAUCAUUUAACAAAGAUCUAUGAAAAUAAGAAGCUGGCUGUGGAUGAUCUGAGCUUAAACUUCUAUGAAGGCCAAAUUACAUCAUUUUUGGGACACAAUGGAGCUGGAAAAACUACAACAAUAUCAAUAUUAACUGGAAUGUUUCCACCAACAACCGGAACUGCAAAAAUCUACGGGUAUGAUAUACGUACGGAUAUGGAUUUGAUCAGAAGAAGUUUAGGCACCUGCCCUCAACAUAAUGUUUUAUUUGAUGAUCUCACAGUUCAGGAGCAUUUGUGGUUUUAUGCACGCCUCAAAGGUUCUAAUGAAAGAGAAGUAUUACAGGAAUCUGAAGAAAUGAUAAAAGAUAUGAACUUGAAACCUAAAACACAUGAAUUAUCUAAAAACCUUUCUGGUGGAAUGCAGAGAAAAUUGUCCAUUGGUAUUGCCUUUGUUGGUGGUUCACAAACUGUCAUUUUGGAUGAACCCACAGCUGGAGUGGAUCCUUAUGCCAGAAGAUCUAUUUGGGAAUUGCUACUCAAAUACAAAGCAGGUAGGACAGUUAUUUUGACUACUCAUCACAUGGAUGAAGCUGAUCUUUUGGGAGACCGAAUUGCUGUCAUUGCAAAUGGCAAAGUUCGAUGCUGUGGAUCAUCAUUGUUUCUGAAAACACGGUUUGGAAAUGGAUAUUAUCUGACAUUAGUGAAAUCAUUUGACUAUAGUCUUAGUAAUCAAGACCAAAGAAAUAGAGGUUCUUCCAGCACAAUGAAAGAUAAUUCUACUAAAGGAUCAAGUGAAAUAACUGAUGAAGGUGUUGCUGAUAUGUCCACCGUUGAUUCAAAAUCUGAUUUAUCUGAAAACAAUGUUUUAUCUGAAAAUGGAGCAAACUCCACAUCUAGCUCUAAUUGGACCGGAGGAUUGUGUCUCAUUUCACAAGUGACCAAAUUCAUUUUGAAUUAUGUUCCUGAAGCAAAGCUUGUGGAAGAUGUCGGUUCUGAAGUAUCAUACUUAAUACCCCCAUCUUCUCAAAGAUCUGGUGAAUUGCAACGAUUGUUUAAGGCCUUAGACGUGAACUUAGAAGAAUUACAUAUCAGCAGUUACGGCAUAUCUGACACAUCUCUUGAAGAAGUAUUCUUAAAAGUUACUGGAGCCGCAGGAACUGUGGCGGAUACAGAUGAUGAAAAUGCCGCUGAUGGAGAUGUUGAUGACUACUAUGAGAAAGAGAAAAACAAAUGGUUCAGCUUAAGAAACACUUUGAUGCGAUUGAAGUUGCAUAGCAUUGCAAGGUUUUUUGGAAAAGAAAUUAGUGGUAAAACUGCACAUCCUAAUAGCUUAGAAGAGUCAGCUGUAAGGGAAAGCCUCACUGGCGGAAGUGGAUGUGAUAAUAUUCAACAUCUUGAUCUGCCUCCACUUCCUGAACUUUCCGAACGCAGGUUAACUGGGGCCAAACUCAUUCAGAGACAGAUGACUGCCUUUCAUCUUCGACGCUUCCACCACUCCAGAAGGAAUAUUAAGGGCUUGUUUUGUGAAAUUGUAAUGCCAGCUGGAUUUAUUUGCCUAGCACUUAUUCUUGCCAUGUUUAUUCCACCACUUGUAGAAGAACCUCCCUUAGAGCUUCAACCUUGGAUUUAUGGACCACCAAACAAUGUAUUUUUCAGCAAUGAGGAUGCUCGCAGCCCAAUAACUCAAAAAUAUGUUGAAUCACUACUCUCUCAUGAUGGGAUGGGAACAAGAUGUGUGAAGGAUCAUCCACUUGAAAAUCUUCCAUGUGAACCAAGAUACUUUAACAAAUCUGUUUUAACAUCUACCUAUGGAACAGACUAUUCUUAUUUAGAAACAUGUCCUUGUACGCUUGGCACUCAGCUGUGUCCUGAAAGUGCUGUUGGACAUACACCACCACAUGUUGCUAUAAGUUCUUCUGACGUAGUUUUCAACAUGACAGGGCGUAAUAUUUCAGACUGGUUGAUAAAGACUCGUAAAAAAUUUUAUAAGCAAAGGUAUGGUGGUUUUUCAUUUGGUCUUAAGAAUCCGUUAUCUAGUGUUAACUUUACACUAGUUCAUUAUAUGGUAAAGAAAUUUGCUGCUAAAAUUUUGCAAAAAGAACAAAUGAAUCAGCUUCAUGAUGUGCUGAUAAAUCUGGAGAGUAAACUUAGAGGACUUGAAGUGUUCGACAAUGUUAAGGUAUGGUUUAACAAUAAAGGCUGGGCAUCAUCUGUUUCAUACAUGAAUGCAGUCAACAAUAUCAUUCUUCGUUCUCAUUUACCUCCUGGUGCAAACACUAGUUACUAUGGAAUCUCAGUCAUUAAUCAUCCUAUGAAUUUUACACAGGACCAAUUGAAAGAUGAAGUUUUAGAACGCAAGGGAGUGAGCCUGAUGCAUGCUGUUUGUGUUAUAUUUGCCAUGUCUUUUGUCUCUGCAAGCUUCGUGAUGUUUUUAAUAGAAGAUAAAGUUACUGGAUCUAAGCAUUUGCAAUUUGUUAGUGGUGUGAAACCUGUUAUUUAUUGGAUAGGAACUUAUACCUGGGAUUUGUGCAACUACAUGAUACCAUUUUCUCUGUGCAUUUUAAUUUUUUAUGUAUUUAAAGAAGAUGCCUAUGUUUCCAAAGAUAAUAUUGUUGGUUUUGUGAUGCUACUUUUCUUAUAUGGGUGGGCGAGCAUUCCCCUGAUGUAUCCAACUACAUAUUUUUUCAGCAUUCCAAGUUCAGCUUUUGUUGCCUUAGCCUGUCUCAAUGUAUUUAUAGGAAUUGUUACUACAUUAUCAACUUACAUUUUAGAACUUUUUACAGAUCAGGAGUUACAAGAUAUUGCUGGGAUUUUGAAGCAAGUUUAUUUGGUAUUUCCUCACUAUUGUUUGGGUAGAGGUCUUAUGGAUCUUUUCACCAAUCAACUUGCCUACGAAACCCUUGCAAAAUUUGGUAUAACAAUGUUUCGUAAUCCAUUGUCCUGGGACUUCCUGGGUAAAAAUCUUGUAUACUUAGCAGUCCAGGGCUUCAUCUAUUUUUCUAUUACGCUGUUAAUAGAGUACAAAUUUUUCAUUAGAAAACGUAACUACCCAAUCUUACCAUCAAUAUCAGAAGUUGAAGAUGAUGAUGUUGCUGUCGAGAGAUCCAAAGUUCUUAGUGGGCAUUGUAAUAAUGCUGUUUUAAGAAUGGAAAGUUUAACAAAAGUGUAUAAACCAGGGCAGUAUCCAGCUGUAAAUCAAUUGUGCAUAGCUGUCCAACCUGGUGAAUGUUUUGGGUUGCUUGGAAUGAAUGGUGCAGGCAAAACAACAACCUUUAAAAUGCUUACUGGAAACACUCCCAUAACAUCUGGAAAUGCUUACAUUGCUGGCUAUAGCAUUAAAACUGAUAUUGAUCGGGCUCGUCAGAGUAUAGGAUAUUGUCCUCAGUUUGAUGCCUUAGAUUCUCAUCUUACGGGCUAUGAACAUUUGGAAUUUUAUGCACGCUUGAGAGGCAUUCCGGAGAAGCAUGUCCAUAAGGUGGCUAUAUGGGGCAUUCGAAAACUUGGACUGUUGGCUCAUGGUCAUCGCUGUGCUGGAACUUAUUCUGGUGGUAACAAAAGGAAAUUGUCAACAGCUAUAGCUUUAGUAGGAAAUCCAUCAGUUGUAUUUUUGGAUGAACCUACAACUGGUAUGGACCCAAAAGCUCGAAGAUUUCUGUGGAAUUGCAUUAUAGAUAUUGUCAAAGAGGGUCGUUCUGUCAUCCUUACUUCACACAGCAUGGAAGAAUGUGAAGCCUUGUGUACAAGGUUAGCCAUUAUGGUCAAUGGACAGUUUCGGUGUCUAGGAAGCAUACAGCAUCUGAAAAAUAAGUAUGGAAAUGGAUAUACAUUGACUCUUCGAGUCGCAAAUGCUCCAAAUGCCAUGCAAGAAGUACGAAAGUUUAUAGAAACUACGUUUAGCAAUGCAGCUUCUCUACAAGAGCAACAUUUAAACCAGAUGGAGUAUCAACUAGCUCCAUCGCUAUCCUUAGCAGUAGUGUUUCAAGAGCUGGAGAAGGCUCGUCAGAUGCUGAAUAUAGAAGAUUAUUCAGUAUCUCAGACAACACUAGAUCAGGUAUUCAUUAGUUUUGCAAAAAUGCAAGCUGAUUUAUCAGAAGGAGUUCCUACAGAAAGUAUAGAUCACCAAAUUGUUAGAAAUAAAAGAAGUAAAAGGAGUAAAGGGGGAGAAAAUGGUGCUGCUGUUACUGGAGAUGUAGAGUUGCUGGUUCGACAUACUUAUUUACCCGGUAACAAUCAAUCACCUGCACAUAUGGUUUGAGACAAGUGGAAUGUUUGUCACAUAAAUUAAAAACCUGCCAAAAAGCUCAUGUUCAUGAACUUGUAUCAACACUAAAUACAAACACAUUGCAGCUUUUGCUGUGACUAUAUGAAAAAAAAGUUUUUUAAAGUUAAAAAAUCAAUGUUUUCUUUGUAUGUUGUUCAAAAUCAUAAUUUCAUGGUUUUUAUUUAUUGUAGCUGUGAUAUAUGUUGAAUUUCGUGUGUGUUUUAAGCGUCUACUUGUAUAUUAUAUACAAAUUUGUCUAUGUGUAUCGGUUGUCCACAUGUUUUUUGCAAAUGCACCAGCAAUUUUUAACCAGAACAUGUCUUCUACUACCAAAGGAAAAACAUCAUAGUAUAAGCGCUCAGGGUUAUUUUAAAAAGUUUCAGUGUCACCAUAGAUUAAAAACUUAUUUUGUUUCACUAUUUGUUUCCACUUAAGUUUUUGUUUGAAUUAUUUGUGAUAUGUUACUCUUCCAUGUGAGAAAAAUGUAAGUAAAUCAAAAAUUUUUAAUGGCCUUUUUAUUUAUUUUGUAAUUUAUUUCAGGCCAAGAUUUGUUAUUUCUUUGAAAUUUUGUUAUCAUCUAACUUGAAAUCAAAAAUUCUGAUUAUACCGCUGUGAAAGCUAACCAAUAAAAUGUUUAUUCUUUUAAUUAAAAAAAAAAUCAUUGUGUCAUAAGGCAAGAAUUUUAAAAAUACAGCAACUUUUCAUAAACCUUUUGGAAUAUAAGAAAAGAAAGUUAUUUUGUAAAUUUGAAUAAAAAUUUAGCAACUAACUGUGCAGUUUCAUUCUCUUAAUUUAACUUAUAAGAAAUCAUGUGCUGUAAGUAUUGAUACAUUACUAAAGUGCUUAGAGAAAUCUUGUUCAUGCAAAACAUAGAUUAUCAUGAAUAUAACUAACAAAAAAAUGUACGCUCAAUUUUCAGUGAAAUUGAGUUUUUUUAUUAUUUUAAAUGAAAUAUAUAUAAAAAUAUUAAACUGAUUUAAAAAACAUUCUUAUUAAUAGUGAAUAAUUCUAAAAAACCCUCACUUAAUGUGACCUACCCAACUAUGUUCCUGGCUUAGGUACAAUGUAUGAUGAAGGAGCACGAUGGUCAUGGCAUAAACUGUGUUGAUUUAGUUAAUGAUUUAAAAGUAUUAGUAACUUUCAUCUUUUACUGAUACACACUCAAAAAAAAAAAAAGUUGAACUAAGUAAUUAAAGACAUACAUACAUUUUAAACUGCAAUUUGACAUUUAUAAACUAUGUAUAUGAUAAUUGAAUAUUUUAUGAAUCAUUUUUAUUUCUUUUAGCCACUUUUUCUCUAUAUAAUGUAUUUUACAUGUUAUACAUUAAUAUUUUACAAAACCAGCUGGUACUCGCAGUAUCAGAAUUCCUCUCUCAUUGCAAACUGGUUCUCAUGGCACAUAAUUAGUCUUGAGUCUUUUCGGGUGGAAAAAAAAUACGCUAAAAUGUUUUGGUGAAUUUAUUGAUAUAUUUGCAUUUAGCACAAUCUAUUUAUUAAUCACAUAUUUCACUGUUAAGAUAUGUGUUUAUUUUGUGUUUAGAAAUCUUGUUAAAUGCAUUCUUAUGUAAAUAUAUUUUGUAGAGAAAAAUAUUUUUAAUACGUCUUAACAUAUUUAAAAAUGUUUUGAGGGAAGAACUUUGAAUUCAAAGUCAAGUUUGAUUAUAAAUUCUAUGUACAUACUCUGUACUAUGUGAAGUACUAUAUUUUCAAAUUUGCAACAUAAUUAAAUAAAUCUUUUUAUAACUCUGAGUAAAAUUGAGUGCAACUUUUUGCAUACAUUUCAUUUUUUAACAUUUUAAAAUGGCAAUUUCUUUUCUGUUUCUAGUUUAAAAAUUUUUAAAUGCAUAAUAAAAACCUAUUUCUACAGAUAUAUGCACAUUUAAGACAAAUAUUUUAAUGAGUCCUGAUAUUAAUUUUCAAUAGCAGAAUUUUCAACGUUUUCAAACGUGAAAAGUGUAUUAUUUAUUUAUUUAUAUUUUUUGGAGGGGGGGGGGGAAUGUGAAGGUGAAACUACUAAUAAAUUCCAAUACACUCAUUUGUAUCCCCCCUCCCCAUCAACAUGCGAUACCUCUUCUGUAUUUAACAUGUAAAACAUUUUAAGCUUAAAAAACAGCAUAUUUUUAUUAGUGCUACAUUAUUUAUUGCUAAAAGAAGAAUAUACAUUCCAUAAUUAUGAAGAUUGCCAACAAAUGAUAAAAUUUAUUUCAAAAAAUUGGGGAAUCUUAAAUUUGUUUAGAGAUGUAUAAUAUUUCAUUAAGCAGCAACAUUUGUAGUUUAAAGUUAUUUUCAGCUUACCUUCCUUGAAGAAUUAAUGCUUAGUAGAUUGUGAUUUGAUUUCUAUUUUCUAUUAUCUUUCCAUACACUGUAAAAUGACAUUUUUUCAUUUUAACUAUAUUUCCAAAUUUACUG
Molecule: messenger RNA, 9456 nt
Organism: Uloborus diversus
Lineage: Eukaryota; Metazoa; Arthropoda; Arachnida; Araneae; Uloboridae
Product: phospholipid-transporting ATPase ABCA7-like
Exons: 47
Coding region: 1-7041 (2346 amino acids)
Biological process (GO): transmembrane transport; lipid transport
Cellular component (GO): intracellular membrane-bounded organelle; membrane
Molecular function (GO): ATP binding; lipid carrier activity; ABC-type transporter activity
Source: RefSeq, a predicted model, not a curated record